UCUGUGAUUUCUACAACCCUAUUGGUGAGUGUGAGUGGCAUUAUAAUCCGUGUGGAUACCCCUGUAUGAAGACCUGCAAGAAUCCCUCAGGAACAUGCUCCAGUCAGAUCCCUGCGCUGGAAGGUUGCUAUCCAAAAUGUCCURCGGCCACGCCUUAUUUGGAAGAAAGUACCAUGAAGUGUGUCCSUAUCGUGGACUGUGGUUGCUACGAUGGAGAUGGAACUCAUUACAACGAGGGAGAGGUUAUACCUUCCAAGGAGAACUGUCAGAGUUGUCGUUGCUCAUCAACUGAGGCCAGUUGCAGCUAUGAUGUCCAAGCUUGCUAUUGUUUAUACGACGGCAGAACAUACCCGUAUGGAGCGACCAUAUAUCACACAUCUGACGGUGAUGGGACCUGUAUUACCGCCAUCUGCAAAGAGAACGGAACCAUUGUCCGGAUUAUGAAUCCCUGUACCACCACCCCAACUCAAACAACUACACCAAAUGUUACAACAACACAGAUAUCCACUCAAGCACCGACCACUAUUGUUUUCUCAACUCUUACCACUACCCCAACUACCUCCACAACCCCUACCACUACCCCAACAACAACCCCUACCACUACCCCCACAACAACCCCUACCACUACCCCCACAACAACCCCUACUUCACCAACAACCACUUCACCCACUACUACUCCACACUGUCCGACUGUCUGUGAUUGGUCAGACUGGAUUGACAAUCACUAUCCUUCAUUUGGACCAGAAGGCUGA
Salvelinus sp. IW2-2015 is the source of this 752-nucleotide messenger RNA. RefSeq names its product mucin-2-like. The record is from RefSeq and is a predicted model, not a curated record. Lineage: Eukaryota; Metazoa; Chordata; Actinopteri; Salmoniformes; Salmonidae. The transcript has 4 exons. The coding region runs from base 66 to 752 and encodes 228 amino acids.